This is a messenger RNA of Coniosporium apollinis CBS 100218, 357 nucleotides long. RefSeq lists its product as uncharacterized. The record is from RefSeq and is a predicted model, not a curated record. Bases 1 to 357 code for a protein of 118 amino acids. NCBI's taxonomy places the organism in Eukaryota, Fungi, Ascomycota, Dothideomycetes. Gene Ontology annotation, cellular component: mitochondrial membrane. Gene Ontology annotation, biological process: mitochondrial respiratory chain complex III assembly. The transcript is spliced from 4 exons.
AUGCCGACCGCGGGGACGUGGGUUAAGAUGCUCGUUACAGGAGCGACGCUGUGUAUUGGUGGCCCGUACCUAGUAUGGUAUGUCACGCCGACUGAGGAAGAGCUAUUCAAGAAGUACAAUCCGGAACUGCAGAAGCGGUCACUGCAAAAUCGGCAGCAGAAGCAGGAAGAAUUCGAUCACUUUGUCAACAAGCUGAAGGAGUACUCGAAGUCAGACAAGCCCAUAUGGGAAGCAGCAGCUGAAGAUGAGGCGAAGUCGAGCGCAGCGCGGAGGGAGAAGGUGCUUCAGGAGCAACGAGGGCUUGCAGAACAGUCCGAGAGGCUGCGGCAAGAGAUCAGGAGUCACUCAAGCAGGUAG